AUGCAUAGCGAUGACAACAUCUCCGCUGCAGAAGGGCAACUCGAUGUCCCUGACGCGGCAUAUAGCCGGAUGCCAGAGAGCCUUCGCAAUCUCAGCCGAGACGAGAUCAACACCCUCAACAAGAAAAUUGUCCGAAAGGUUGACCUUUUUGUACUGCCCACCAUUGGGAUCCUGUACAUUUUGAACUACAUCGACCGCCAGAAUUUGGCCGCAGCCAAGCUCCAGGGGAUCAUGGAAGAUCUCAACAUGACCACCCAACAGUUUGCCACCGCAGUCUCCAUCCUCUUCGUCGGCUACUUGCCCUUCCAGAUUCCUAGCAACCUUAUCAUAACCAAGAUAUCCCGGCCUGGCAUGUACAUCUGUGUUGCUGUCGUUAUCUGGGGCUGUAUCUCCGCUGCCACCGCGGCAGUCAAAACAUACGGCCAGUUGCUCGCUGUUCGAGCCGUUCUCGGAGUGGCGGAGGCAGUCUUCUUCCCCGGUGCCAUCUACUACCUCUCUGCAUGGUACACCAAGAAGGAACUCGGGAAGCGCAUUGCAGGUCUCUACAUUGCACAGCAAGUUGGCAACGCCUUCGGCGGGCUCUUCGCAGCAGCCAUCCUGCAACUCGACGGCACGCACAACAUUGCUGGUUGGGAAUGGCUCUUCAUCAUCGAAGGCAGCGCAACAGUCGGAAUGGGGGUAAUAUGCUCCUGCAUCAUGCCUGAAUUCCCACACAACAGCCGCAUCCUAUCGCAAAUCGAGCGUGACCUCGCCGUAUGGCGCAUCGAGUCGGAAGCCGGAGCAGCAGAAGGCACAGAGAACGAAAGCGUACUACGCGGCUUCGCUAAAGCCCUCUCCGACCCCAAACUCCUGCUCCUCAUCUUCGCAAACAUGCUCUCCCAAACGCAAGGCUCCAUCGCCAACUACUUUCCCACGCUCGUCGGGUCCCUUAAUUUCAACAACACCAUCACUCUGCUCCUCACUGCCCCGCCCUACAUCCUCGCCGGCGCAGUCUACUACGUCCUCAUGUACUACUCUGACCGCAAUAAUACCGUGUACCCGAUCAUCCAGCUCUGCGUGGCCAUCGCCAUCGUCAUGUACAUCAUCCCCAUGGCAACACUGAAUGUCGGUGCCCGCUACUUCUCCAUGGUCAUUCUGCCCUUUGCCUCUGUCGGCCCGCAACUCCUCCUCUACAAGACAAUCAACCUGCAUCUGGCACGCCCAGUCUCCAAACGCGCCGCUGCCUCUGCUCUGGUGAACGCUAUUGGCGGAACCUCCAAUAUCUGGGCGUCGUAUCUUUACUACGCACCGCCGCAUUUCUACGCCGCCUUCGGGACGCUGAUGGCGAGUGCGGUUCUACUAGCAGUGACGAUGACUGUCUACCGGUGGCUGGUCUUGCGGGAGAAUAAACGCUUGGACUCGGGCGAUCCGGAGGAGAUCGCGAAGGUUGUCCGCGGUGGUGUCACGGAGGAGAUGGUGCAGCUGAAUUGGCGAUACGAGAUGUAUUGA
Molecule: messenger RNA, 1488 nt
Organism: Aspergillus nomiae NRRL 13137
Lineage: Eukaryota; Fungi; Ascomycota; Eurotiomycetes; Eurotiales; Aspergillaceae
Product: putative pantothenate transporter
Exons: 1
Coding region: 1-1488 (495 amino acids)
Biological process (GO): transmembrane transport
Cellular component (GO): membrane
Molecular function (GO): transmembrane transporter activity
Source: RefSeq, a predicted model, not a curated record